Molecule: messenger RNA, 1404 nt
Organism: Penicillium alfredii
Lineage: Eukaryota; Fungi; Ascomycota; Eurotiomycetes; Eurotiales; Aspergillaceae
Product: UDP-N-acetylglucosamine--dolichyl-phosphate N-acetylglucosaminephosphotransferase
Exons: 3
Coding region: 1-1404 (467 amino acids)
Biological process (GO): protein N-linked glycosylation; dolichol-linked oligosaccharide biosynthetic process
Cellular component (GO): membrane
Molecular function (GO): UDP-N-acetylglucosamine-dolichyl-phosphate N-acetylglucosaminephosphotransferase activity
Source: RefSeq, a predicted model, not a curated record
AUGGAUACAUCAAGUACCCUCUCCCACACCGAGACCUGGUGUUUACUGGCUCUCGUGGGGGCCAGUAUCAAUAUUCUGGUUAACACGGUUCAGGGUGAUGGCGCCCCCUUGGUGGCUUCUAUUGCACUGGGUGGUAUUUCCUUUGCAACUGCAUUCAGCUUGAUCCGAUGGCUUGGACCGGUGUUUCUGAAGGCAGGAUUAAAGGGAAAGGAUAUGGCUAAGCCCAGGAGGCCUGAAAUGUAUGAACCUGAAACCAUGGGUGCAGUUUGUGCUGUGGUAUAUCUGUUAGCACUGAUUGUUUUCAUCCCUUUUGCCUUUUACAAAGACAUUGUGGCAGCAACAUCCGGUGGAGGCAACCGGGAUGUCGUGCUUGAACCACAACAGGCUGAGAACGGGCGAUAUUUGCACCGGUUCCCUCACGGCAAGCUUGCAUCCUACCUCUCGGGACUUCUAUCCCUUCAAUCCAUUAUCAUUCUCGGAAUCGGGGAUGAUCUGCUCGACAUCCGCUGGCGACACAAAGUUCUGAUUCCAGCAUUUGGAUCAAUUCCCAUGCUCAUUGUGUAUUUUGUUGACUUUGGCGUCACUCAUGUCGUCGUUCCGCUGCCGCUGCAGCCCUACCUGGGCGACUCCGUCGAUCUCGGCUGGCUGUACUACACGUACAUGGCUGCUGUAGCGAUCUUCUGUCCCAACUCCAUCAACAUGCUCGCUGGAAUUAAUGGGAUUGAGGUGGCUCAGUCGCUCGUGAUUGCAGCUCUCUUGCUUUUCAACGAUGCGCUGUAUCUCGCGCCGAUCACGCCAUACCCACACCCUGCCACCGAUUCGCAUCUGUUCUCGAUAUAUUUCUUGCUGCCAUUCGUCGGUGUCUCUGCAGCUCUUCUCUACCACAACUGGUAUCCGUCCAAGGUCUUCGUGGGGGACACCUACUGCUACCUCGCAGGAAUGGUGUUCGCCGUCGUGGGCAUCCUCGGUCAUUUCAGCAAGACUCUCCUGCUGCUGUUUGCCCCACAGAUCUUCAACUUCUUGUAUUCGAUACCACAGCUUUUUAAGCUUAUUCCUUGUCCUCGUCACCGACUGCCAAGGUUCAAUGCCGCUACGGGGUUGCUGGAGGCUUCUGUCACCGAGUGGACAGUUCCUCCUUCUCAGUUUAUCGCCACCGCCCUUCACCUUCUACAUUAUCUUCAUCUGGUACACAUCACCAAGAAUAAAGACGGCCAAAUCUUUGAGUCAACCAACUUGACUAUUCUCAAUCUUUGGUUGGUGUGGAUGGGGCCCAUGAAAGAAAACCGGCUCGCUUGGCAUAUGGUUGCUGUCCAGACUGUCUGUGGAGCUCUUGGGCUGUUCGUACGGCAUCGUCUGGCAUUGCUGGUGUUUCAUCAUGAUAAUCGGGCGUUCGGUAUCUCGUAG